This is a messenger RNA of Daldinia caldariorum, 1426 nucleotides long. RefSeq lists its product as uncharacterized. NCBI's taxonomy places the organism in Eukaryota, Fungi, Ascomycota, Sordariomycetes, Xylariales, Hypoxylaceae. The record is from RefSeq and is a predicted model, not a curated record. The transcript has 4 exons. The coding region runs from base 496 to 1023 and encodes 175 amino acids.
GGAUACACACAUAUACGUAUACCCCAUGCAGUUUGUUAAUAUAGACGGCAUACGCAUACGUUGGUGGAAGGACUACCGGAGCAAAUUCAUCACCUACAUAGGUGCUUACUUAUAGCCAGGAUUCUCUACAUAGCUUGUUUACAUCACAAGUCACAAGACGCAAAUUCCGUCACAUCUGGAUCUCCCACCUUCCUCAUGCCCUAUUCAGUCUAUCUUACGCGACCUUUUUCGUUCAUUUCAUCAUCUCGUCUAUCCCACGCUUUCUAAUCUCUUUCGCGCCUUCCUACCCAAACAGUGCGUAUCUUCUGCAAGCAGGUAACACACUUUGAUUCCAGGCACGUAUCAAUAACUAUUGGUUUAUAUGCCAACGAAUAACCUGAGCUGUUCAUCUUUCUCCAUCACACCCUUAAGGAUAUUAUCUGCCUCUUGCACCUUUACUUCUGCAAGCCUUCUUAUAUUGACAUCGAUAAACCAACUCUAACGCAGGUCGUCACCAUGCCGAAGAACGGGACAACUUGGUCGUUUGAGGUCUACCGCGACGUUUCAAGAGCUGUCUGGGAAGUCGCCAAGUUGACGCCGGAGCAAAAGGAGCAAAUUGCAGAAAAGCUUCGUGAGAUGGGCCACGGAAUGACUGCAAACGGAAUGAGACAGCACUUCCAGAAGAUGAUCAGAGAUGAAAAGGUGGUGUGUCAGGGGGCCGCUAGUCCCGACGCCUCUCCUGAUGCCAAUCAGCCUAAUACCAAGAAAAAGGCAACUGCCGCCCCCGCUCGUCGCGGCCGCGGCGCCGGCACCAAACGUAAGACUAAGAUACCAGUUGACUACGACGAGGACGAUGAAGAGCAGAAGACUCCUAAGAAACGAUCCAAGAACCAAAGUAUCUCUAUGAAAUUCGAGGACGAUGAUAUGCCCUCGCCUUCUCAGGAUGACAAAGAUUCGGGUGAGUCUACAGCUCAGCUCGAAAAACAGGAACCCAUGACUUUCCUUCCUUGGUUCCUCUUCGGCUGCCUCUACUCGCGAAGAUGAUGAUGCUAAUCAACCACCUUUACCAGACAAUUUUGACGAUUUCGAGACUUGAACUAAUUUCCAACUUAUCACGAGUGAAAAGACUGUCCUCGUUUGCUACCUAAAUAUCACGACCGCCUCCUAUUUAAGAUGAAGACUGAGAGCUGGGUCCUUUGCAUGAACGAGAGCUUUGCGUUCAUCUAAUUUCCGCGUUGUGUCCACAUCGUCAUCUACGUUGAGGUGUCUCAGGCUUUACAUUCAUAAGAGUUACCGCGGCCCACAGAUGUGAUAUUGACCAGUGAUUUUCAUGCGGGUUAUUCCGAAGAGUUCGAUGAUGGUGGACGCGAAGUAGACGCGAAUUGAUACUUGAGUCAGCUAGUUAGGUACCCAGUUUAACUGCUAUCCAGGUUAGUCGACAGUAUCA